UUGCUAUAAAACCGUUGCUAUAAAAUACUCAAUUUGCUAUAAAAAUAAAGGGAACGAAAGUACAAAUCUUUCUUUUCUUUAUAUUGCUCGAUUUGUGAAGAUCGUCAAAAUGCAAUUACACAUUCGUGGACAACAAACGCACGUCUUGGAAGUAAUUCCAGGCGAAACUAUUGAAAAUGUCAAGGCAAAAUUAGCAAUCCUUGAAAAUGUUAUGGAUGCUGACUUGACGCUCUCAUGUGAAGGAAAAAUCUUGGCUGAUGAAGACACUAUUUCAUCCCUUAGCAGCAUCGAAUUGGACCUUACAGUACCAAUGUUGGGAGGUAAAGUUCACGGUUCUUUAGCUCGUGCUGGUAAAGUUAAGGGUCAGACACCAAAAGUAGAGAAACAGGAAAAAAGAAAGAAGAAGACAGGUCGUGCAAAGAGACGUAUCCAAUUCAAUCGCCGAUUUGCAAAUGUUGUGCAAGGAUUCGGACGUCGUCGUGGACCAAAUGCUAAUUCAUCAUAAGAAUUUUUAAUUAAAUACCUGUAAAAUCAAACACAAAACAUUCUUAAUGUAUUUGAAAAUAAAGAGUAUGGAUAACAUCUUAACCAUAUAUAUUUCAAAUUGAAUUACU
Messenger RNA from Chironomus riparius, 614 nucleotides. Lineage: Eukaryota; Metazoa; Arthropoda; Insecta; Diptera; Chironomidae. The record is from the annotation of a GenBank genome assembly.